Messenger RNA from Cajanus cajan (pigeon pea), 990 nucleotides. Its product is annotated as retrovirus-related Pol polyprotein from transposon RE1. NCBI's taxonomy places the organism in Eukaryota, Viridiplantae, Streptophyta, Magnoliopsida, Fabales, Fabaceae. The record is from RefSeq and is a predicted model, not a curated record.
AUGAAAACUCCUCCUGGCCUCGAAUCUCAAGCUCCUAACAUGGUUUGCAAACUUGAAAAAUCUUUAUAUGGCUUAAAACAAGCCAGCCGCCAAUGGAAUGCCAAACUUUCCCAAACUUUAAUUGCUUUUGGAUAUGAACAAUCCAAAGCUGAUUACUCACUCUUCACGAAGAAAACUCCCUCUGGUUUUACAGUUAUAUUAGUUUAUGUAGAUGAUCUCGUCCUUGCUGGAAGUGACAUUUCUGAAAUACAACAAAUUAAAGCUCUUCUCCAUAAUAAAUUCAGCAUUAAAGAUUUAGGCGAACUCAAGUAUUUUCUAGGAUUUGAGAUAGCAAGAUCUCAAUCAGGAAUCAAUAUGUGCCAGAGAAAAUAUGCUUUGGACUUGUUACAAGACUCUGGUCAACUAGCUUCUAAGCCUUGCAAUACUCCUAUGGAUCCUAGUGUAACCAUUAGUAAGGAAUCAGGUACACAAUUAGCUGACCCUUCAUCUUAUAGAAGAUUAAUUGGUUGGCUACUCUACCUCACGAAUACUAGACCUGACAUAUGUUAUGCAGUAACUAGACUUAGCCAAUACAUGGAUACUCCUACAACUGUUCACCAACAAGCUGCCUAUCGCAUCCUUAGGUACAUCAAAACAGCCCCUGGUCUUGGCCUUUUCUUCCCUAAAGAGUCUGACCUCAACUUAAAAGGAUUCACUGAUUCAGAUUGGGGGGCAUGCCAUGACACACAUAGGUCCACUUCUGGUUUUUGUUUCUUCCUUGGGAGCUCUCUUGUAUCUUGGAAAAGUAAGAAACAAACAGUAGUGUCCCGAUAUCCGCAGAAGCAGAGUAUCGAGCUCUUGCUCAAGGCACUUGUGAAGCACAAUGGCUAUUGUAUCUUCUUCAUGAUCUUCGCAUCGAUCAUCCUAAAGCUGUGGUUAUAUAUUGUGACAAUCAAUCAGCAAUUCACAUUGCUAAUAAUCCUGCUUUUCAUGAGCGUACAAAGCAUAUAG